AGGCGGUCCCACCAUUUGCUUCUUGCACCUUCGAUUCCUCCUCUAUAAAUAUCCCACAAGCCCUCUCCUCCUUCUCACCUAAGGUUCAAGUCAUUCAAUCCAUUGAGGUUGUCCUCUUCUCUGAAAUCGUUUUCCAUUCGAAGUUGAAUUUUUCAUCGACUGUGUCGCGUGGUUCGUUGUGUUUCUUCUGCUGUACUCUGUUGUUUCCGAUACCCAUUUUGCCAUCUUAGUGAUUCUUUCGUUCAUUUUUGGAUUUUGCAUCGUUUUGUUCACAGUUUAGAUAAUUUGGUGUUCAAGAUUGGAUUUUAGUACAGAGUUUGGUCUGUCAUACUCUGUUUUUAGACAAAUACCCGUUUUGUCAGUUUACUGGUUCUUUCAUUCAUAGUUCAUAUAUAUUCUUCUCUCAUACUCAUCACCCACAUCACCCAUAUUUGUCAAGUUUCGGUUCAGGGUUACAUUUUUCAUCCUUUAUUUCACAAUUUACAGAGCUUGCUUUACCAUACCAUACUCCGUAUCUAGACAAAUUUUUCAUCCUUCAUUUCACAAUUUACAGGGCUUGCUUUACCAUAACAUAGUCUGUAUCUAGACAAAUACCCAUUACCUCGAUUCAUUCAUUUGUUUGUCCAUUCGAAGUUGCAUUUUCGCAUUAUUUAAUCCAAAACCGAAAAACCCAUUUCCCCAAAUCGCUCAGUUUUCCAUUCCAAACCUAUAAAAUGAAAAGGGACGUGGAGGAGCUGGAGCGCGUGUUCCGCUGCAUCGACAGCAACGGCGACGGGAAGAUUUCGGCGGCAGAGCUGCGGCACUGCGUGGUGAUGAUCGGCGGCGACCUGCCGGAGGAGGAGGCGGAGGCGGCGGUGAAGUCAGCGGACUCCGACGGGGACGGGCUGUUGGGGUUGGAGGAUUUCAUUGGGCUGAUGGAGGCAGAGGGGGAAGAACAGAGGGUGAAGGAUUUGAGAGAAGCAUUUGCGAUGUACGACGUGGAGAAGUGUGGGUUCAUAACUGCGAAGAGCCUGCGGAGAAUGCUGAGCAGGUUGGGAGAGUCGAGGUCUGUGAACGAGUGCAAGAAGAUGAUCAAGAAAUUUGAUUUGAAUGGGGAUGGUGUGAUCAGCUUUGAUGAGUUCAGAGUAAUGAUGCAGUGAAAGUGAUUGAUAAGCUUUGAUUGUUUUAAUUGUUAAUUUGCUCUCUUUUGGGUUGGGCACAUUGAUUUGGGAUGCUAUUGUACAAAUUUAUCUGUCUCGAUCAAUAAAUAUUUUCCUUCUCAAA
Malania oleifera is the source of this 1263-nucleotide messenger RNA. Its product is annotated as calcium-binding protein CML37-like. The record is from RefSeq and is a predicted model, not a curated record. Gene Ontology annotation, molecular function: calcium ion binding. The coding region runs from base 714 to 1139 and encodes 141 amino acids. Lineage: Eukaryota; Viridiplantae; Streptophyta; Magnoliopsida; Santalales; Ximeniaceae. The transcript has a single exon.